Clarias gariepinus (North African catfish) is the source of this 3011-nucleotide messenger RNA. It is a transcript of the gene bnip3la, whose product is annotated as BCL2 interacting protein 3 like a. Gene Ontology annotation, biological process: defense response to virus; positive regulation of apoptotic process; mitochondrial outer membrane permeabilization. Lineage: Eukaryota; Metazoa; Chordata; Actinopteri; Siluriformes; Clariidae. The transcript has 6 exons. Bases 63 to 809 code for a protein of 248 amino acids. Gene Ontology annotation, cellular component: nucleus; mitochondrial outer membrane; mitochondrial envelope. The record is from RefSeq and is a predicted model, not a curated record.
GUUCACGAGAGUGCACACGCUCCGCUGUGUUGACGGACCCGACAGUGUGCAGGAGAGGUAAUAUGUCUGCCACAGACGCCGUGCAGCAGAACAACAAUGAAGAACCAGGCCUGAACGGUUCUGUUACAGUCAACAGCUUGGUUGAUUCCUCAGGGUCCUGGGUGGAGUUGGAACUGAAUGGAAACAUGGCACCUGGAAGGCAGCAGCUGAUCCCAAGCCUGGCUGCUUCUAUGGCCAACAGCAAUAAGGGUGAGACUGAACCUCCACAACCUCUGCAGGCUGUGCAGGAAGUAGAGGAGGAGAGUCUGGCUGGAGGGCUUGAGCAUGUCCCCUCAUCCUCUUCCAUUCAUAAUGGAGACAUGGAAAAAAUACUGCUCGAUGCCCAGCAUGAGUCUAGCCCCAGUGGGUCAUCAUGUAAUAGUCCUCCAAGACCCCACACACCUGAGCAUGAUGAAGGCCUGAUUACCUUUGAUGUGGAGAUGCCCAGUGAGAAAGACUGUCAGUCAGAGGAUGACAGUCAAGACAAAGAGGAUGAUUCCCUCAUGGUUAAAGGGGAGAGCUGGGUAGCAGACUGGUCCAGUCGACCUGAAAAUAUUCCUCCCAAGGAGUUCCAGUUUCGGCACCCAAAACGCUCAGGAUCGGUUUCUCUUAGUAUGAGAAGGACAGGUGCUAUGAAGAAAGGUGGAGUGUUCUCAGCUGAAUUUCUUAAAGUGUUCAUUCCCUCCCUUCUGCUUUCUCACAUCCUCGCCCUAGGACUGGGGGUCUAUAUUGGGAAGAGGCUGAGCACACCCUCCACCAGCUCGUUUUAAACCCAAAUACCAGUGCCUGAAAUUUCCAUAAGAUGCAGUGGUGGCAAAGUUGUGUCCAAAAAGCUUAACUUUGCUUUUAUGUUAGACCUUCUCUGUCCUACUCUUACUAAUUUUUUUGCCAUGUUCUCAGCUGUCAUACUGAAAUUCAUUCACCAGAAAACGCUGUGCAGUUUAUUUGCUGCCUUCACCUUGAGUCAGUAUGUUGCUUGUCCUCUAACACUGUGUUAAAUAGAUUGGUUUGGGGUGUUUCAUAUCCUUUUUAUAUUUUAAGUAGUUUAUAAUUUAAAACAAAGAUUUUGCCCUUUUAUGCUGAUAUGUAAGAAAACAAAAAUUACAUCUGUGAUGCCCAAACACAUACAACUAUUACAACCACCAGCACAUUACCAAGCUAUCACUUCCUGUUGGGUAUCUAUGAUACAGUUGCAAUAGUGUUAUGUUUGGCUAUAUAUUAAAAAAAAACUUAUGGGAAAUGGCUGAUGUACAUUUGGAAGUAUAAUACUCAGUUUUUCCCUCCUCUUUAGUUUUCAGUUAAACGUUUAGCCAGACUGAUUCUGGUUGCACUGUAUUAACUUGUGCCAUUUUUUAAAAAAGAAACUGGUUGCAAGUGGUUACAGUAUUUUGUAUGUUUCCAGUUUUAGAAUUGUGGUCUUAAGUUUGGAGGAAAGACACUUGUAUUUUUGUUUCCAAUGCACCUUAAAGAUUGAAUUAUGGCAGAAAGGUUUUAAUUAGACUGUUAAUAGCACAUACAUGAACAUUUUUGUUUCAUAGAAAGCUAUCUCCCUUACAUAGUCUUGUUUUUUAUUUUAGUUGGUUAUUAGGAAGCAACUGUCAUUUUGUAGGAACCAAUCCCAAAAAUCCCAAUCCCAAAAAUCUAAAACCAUUUUUAAAAAAUAUAUGUUUUUGGUAGAUGUUUUUUGGAAUACAUAGAUAAACAAGGAUAGACCCUUAAGAUGUAGAAGCACACAUAUUGUAAACUAUUUUUCUUUUUAUUAAAUAAGUUCUCCGUAUAGACCUCAUAAAAAUAGGCAGUGAAUACGAUUACCCUUGUAUUUUCAAUAUAAAUAGAGGUCUCAGGUAAAAAGGUCUGGUAGACUGAUGACUGUAGCACUCAGUGGAACAUGCGCAUGCUUCCUAAUUUGAAGAAAGGUUACACUGCAGUGAUUACUACAUGCACACUCAUUUGUUAUGAUCCAUAUCAUUCUUAUCUGGACCAGAAACAACAUACUAUGCUCCCGAGUGCCAAAGGGUCUCCUCUGUGAUGUUUACCUCUGUAGGACCCAACACUGACUCACUGAAUAGUAAAUAAAUAUAGAUCUAAAAUUAGUUGUAGCUUUAACUAAAAUCUCCUAUCAGUGCUGUUCUGUUGCACAUUCCAUUUUGGCAUUACAAAGUGCCAUGCAAGAUAUUUUAUUGUAACCAUGUAAUUAAGAUUUGUGCAGUGUGACACGUUUGUUGUAUCUGUCAAGUAAUAAUGUGAAGUAGGAAGAUCUUUUUUCCCUGUCUCUUAUUUCAGUGUUCAAAGGUACAGUCUGCAAUAUUUUUCCACCUCUAAAUACAAUAGUCUCAGUGGAACUAUCUGCUUUAUGGAUUUUAAAAGUUUAACCUAACCAAGGUUUAUUGAGAAAAUGCUUAAUACUUUAUUGACUCUUACGACCGUAUUGACAUCACUUAUUGUUAUGGGUAUAUUUACACAGAUUAGACAAUUUUUUUAGACAAUUUUCCCAUUAACAUUACAACAACAAACAUUACAAUGCUUAUGAUUAGAGUGUGGUUAUUUGGGGAGCAGAUAAUAUAAUAGUUUUUUGUUUAUAAAAGUUUUACUUAGUGUGAACCUUUUAAGUCCCAUAUUGCAUGAAUAUAUCUAAUUUGGAAAAUGAACUAUUCCACAAGUGGGACAAAGAACUGUGAAUAAAAAAAGUAGCAUGUUACAGCAAGAUAAACUAAGCCCAUCCUGUGUGUGAAUGAUGGAUUUUCUAUAAUGUACAUUAUACUCAGAUUCUUAAGGGGUUUUUUGUUUGUUCGUUGUGACUGUUUUUCCUUUAUUCUUUUGUUUGUUUGCUUGUUUUCAUGACUGAAAUGUAUUGUGUAGGGCAGGGCCCUCAUGCCUGGCAUCUUGUGGCUGUUUUUCAUUUAAGUAUUUGAAGCAGAAUCACAUACUGGAAGUCACAAAAUCUGACAUUAAAAAUCCCAAAUACACCCCAA